This is a messenger RNA of Spinacia oleracea (spinach), 4236 nucleotides long. RefSeq names its product kinesin-like protein KIN-UC. The transcript has 21 exons. Gene Ontology annotation, biological process: spindle elongation; microtubule-based movement; mitotic spindle assembly. Bases 215 to 3637 code for a protein of 1140 amino acids. The record is from RefSeq and is a predicted model, not a curated record. Gene Ontology annotation, cellular component: spindle microtubule; mitotic spindle. Lineage: Eukaryota; Viridiplantae; Streptophyta; Magnoliopsida; Caryophyllales; Amaranthaceae. Gene Ontology annotation, molecular function: plus-end-directed microtubule motor activity; ATP binding; microtubule binding.
UGCUUCCAACUUACACAUCUUUCCACUCACUCCCUCUCUCUCUCUCCUCCCCUCCCCUCCCCUCCCCCCAUGAAGAACCAACGACUAUUUCCCCAUUUCUCACCACCAACCACCAUUGAAAUCACUUCUGCAAUUCUCUCUCUUUCUUCGACUUCUAUGCUCCAAUUUCUGCGUGAAGGCGGAGUUUAAUUGCGAGGUGGAGGAAAUUUCAGACAUGGCGACCCAAAAAUCGGCAAAGGAGAGGCAAACGUGGCAGACAUCGUUGUCAUCAUCGUCGUCGUUGAAUAUCUCGGCAAAUUCUUUGAAUAAGAGCAUCAAUGGUCCUAUAAUGCAGCAGCAACUCAAUCGAUCUAAGGCUCCUGCUACGACAAAACGCUCCGUCACCCCGAAUUCUAGGGUUCACGAUUCGAAACGCUCUGUGACUCCUGUUUCGGGAACACAUAAUAAUGUCGGAGAUAUUGAUUCUGUCAAAGCAUCUACCGCCAAUAAGCGCCCGGUUACUCCUAUUUCCAGAGCUCAUAACAAUGCCGGAGACCUUGCUUCUAUUAAAUCACCUAUUAACAAGCGUUCUGCUACUCCUCUCAGCAGAACGAACUCAAUUGCUGCUCAUGACCCAGAACCUGGAAGAGUUAGAGUUGCUGUGAGGCUUCGACCGAGAAAUGAUGAAGAUCUUGCUUCAGAUGCAGAUUUUGCUGAUUGUGUUGAACUACUGCCUGAGCUGAAGAAACUGAGUUUGAAGAAAAACAACUGGAGUUCUGAAUCUUAUAAAUUUGAUGAAGUAUUUACUGAAUCCGCUUCCCAAAAGCGCAUUUAUGAAGUGGUAGCAAAACCUGUUAUUGAGAGUGUAUUGAGUGGCUAUAAUGGGACAAUUAUGGCAUACGGUCAAACAGGUACUGGGAAGACUUACACUGUUGGCAACCUAGGUAAAAAUGAUGCAUCAGAACGUGGCAUCAUUGUGAGAGCUGUAGAAGACAUCAUCGCCAAUACAUCUCUUGCUCAUGAGAGCGUGGAGUUCUCCUAUAUACAGCUGUACAUGGAAACAAUUCAAGAUCUACUUGCGCCUGAGAAGGUUAACAUUCCGGUUGUUGAGGAUGCCAAGACGGGAGAGGUGUUGUUGCCUGGUGCCUCCGUGAUUAAAAUUCAUGAUCUUGACCAUUUUAUGGAACUGCUUCAGUAUGGCGAGGCAAAUCGCCAUGCUGCAAAUACCAAGCUCAACACAAGUUCUUCACGUAGUCAUGCUAUAUUAAUGGUUUCUGUUAAAAGGUCCAUAGCUGGGAAAGGAAAAACUGAUACUUGUGAAAAAGUGGCUGGCACAGAAGCAUGCAUUGACAUAGGCAUAGAUAAGAUACGAAAAGGAAAGCUUCUGAUUGUGGAUCUUGCUGGAUCUGAAAGGAUAGAUAAAUCUGGCAGCGAAGGACUAUUGCUCGAGGAGGCUAAAUUCAUCAAUCUCUCUCUCACUGCUUUGGGAAAAUGCAUAAAUGCAUUGGCUGAAAGUAGUCCACAUAUCCCAACUCGAGAAUCCAAGUUAACACGAAUUUUGCGUGACUCAUUUGGGGGCUCUGCUAGGACUUCUUUGAUAAUAACAGUUGGGCCUUCAGCACGGCACCAUGCAGAAACUACUAGCACAAUAAUGUUUGGGCAAAGAGCUAUGAAGGUAGUAAAUAUGAUGAAGGUGAAGGAAGAAUUUGAUUAUGAGAGGUUAUCCAGAAAGCUUGAAAGCCAAGUUGACCAUCUUACCAAAGAAAUUGAUAGACAACAAAAGCUGAGGGAUAAUUAUAAGAAUGAAAUGGAGAAGAAGAUCAAAGAGUUUCAAGGUUCAUUUGUUGAGGAAGAAAAUAGGCUAAUUGCAAGGUCUGAGAUCCUGGAGAAGGAGAAUGCUUCUUUGGAGCUGGAUAUGAAGGCUAUGUUGGAUGAAUUGAAUCAUCAAAAAGAUUAUAAUAAACUAUUGCAUGAUGAAGUUUCAAAUCUAGAAACGGAAAUAGACCAUUACAAGAAAAAUCAUCAGGAAAGCUCGACAUACCAGAAAGCUCUUGCGGAUACUACCCAGAUGUAUGAAAACCAAAUAGCAGCAAUGAUUGAGCAAUUGGAGGACCAACGAGUUCGCUCUGGAAGAGCUGAAAACCAAUCAGAUGCCUUGAAGGCACUCCUGAGAGAUCACGAGGACUCAAUGAAGCUCUGUGAAACAGAAAAUUCCAAACAUCAGAAGGAGCUGCUUGAUGCCAAGCAAACAUAUGAGAAGACAAUAUCACAGUUAAAGAAGCAAUUAGAUGACAUGCAUUUUCGUACCGAGCAAGCUGAGAAGAAAGUGGAUUCUCUAAGCAAAGUUUCAAGUGAUCAGACUUCUGAGCAGAAAUAUCUCUUAGAAACCAUCCAGCUGUAUGAGGAGAAAAUAACCAAUUUAGAGAAGCGAUUUGAAGAUGAGCAUGCUGGUCGUAAAAGUGCAGAAGAGCAAAUGGAAUCGUUGAAAAAACAUUUGAGCGAAGAGAAAACAAGUCAAGAUCAGGUGAAGUGCAACAUUACUGAUUUGAUGGAAAGAUUGGAAGAAAAAGACCAAAAUCAUAAGGCAACUGUUGACAAAUUGAAUUCUCUGCAAAUAGAAAAUGAGAUUCUUCUAUCAGAAAAGGAAAAAUUCAAGGAUAAACUUGAUGCUUUGAAGGAGAAAUUGUUGGCUGAGGAAAAGCAAAGGAUGAUACUUCAAGAUGAAUUGGUGAAGUUAAAAAAACGUUUAUCAGAAAAUAACGAAGGCAUUGAGGAUAAGAAACCUUAUGCCAAACAGCAGAUGAGAGAAUCAUCUUCAUUUCGGUCAGCCAUAGGUUUGAACAGAUCUAUAACUGGGCAGAGGGCAACAAUUGCCAAGAUAUGUGAAGAAGUUGGGCUUGAAAGAAUACUUAAAUUGUUAUCAUCUGAAGAUAUCGAAGUUCAAAUGCAUGCCCUUAAGGUUGUAGCGAAUCUAGCUGCUGAAGAUAUUAAUCAGGAGAAGAUUGUGAAUGAGGGAGGCCUGGAUGCCCUCCUUAUGUUAUUGCAGACAUCUCAAAAUACCACAAUUCUUAGAGUUGCUUCUGGUGCUGUUGCCAAUUUGGCUAUGAAUGAGAAUAAUCAAGGCUUGAUAAUGAGCAAGGGAGGUGCUCAUCUUUUAGCAGAUACAACAUCAAAAACAGAUGAUCCCCAAACUCUUCGAAUGGUGGCUGGAGCAAUUGCGAAUUUAUGUGGCAAUGUUUCAUUACACACAGCACUCAAAGAUAAUGGAGGGAUUAAGGCACUUUUAAGCAUGGCUGGUUCUACAAAUGUCGAUGUCAUUGCACAGGUAGCCAGGGGAUUAGCUAACUUCGCAAAAUGUGAAACACGAGAGGUUAUACAAGGUCAUAGAACAGGUCGCUCACUUCUCAUGGAAGAUGGUGCACUAAAAUGGUUGAUUGUCAACUCUAAGACUGCCUCUGAAUCAACUAGACGCCAUAUGGAACUUGCCCUUUGUCAUUUAGCACAAAAUGAGGGUAACACACAAGACUUCAUAUCCACCGGAGGAUUAAGGGAGGUGGUGCGAAUAUCAUCUGAAUCGGCUAGAGCAGAUAUCCGCAAUUUGGCUAAGAAGACCUUGAAAUUGAAUCGUUUGUUUCAAGCACAGAUGUCAGAAGAAUGAACAAAUUGCAGGUGUCAAGUGUCAAGUGUCAAGUGUGGAGCUACAUCCUUAUGUUUUGUUUGCUAAUUCGUUUAUCAUCAUAUUAUAUAUUUCUCAUGGGGCCAAAAUAGGGAAGUUCUUCAGUUAAAGACUUAACGGCCCGUUUGUUAACCGGCCAUAAAUAGUGUCAAUGGGAAUGAAUUUGUAUGUAAAUUUGUAAGGAAAAUCAAUAUUCAUUCCCAUGGUAAUGCUAAUUCACUCAAAAUUAUCUCUUUUUCUUUAUAAAUUUCCAUUACCAUCCAUUACCAUUUGGGGAGUGGUAUUAGGUGGGAAUGCAAAUUUAUGAAGAACAACACAAAGCAUGAGACAAAAUUUCAUUACCAUGGACAUCAUGAUGUUAAUUUCUUGCCAAAUAACACUAGGAUUUAUUCCCAUUCCCACCGUUUAUUACCGGCUACCAAACGGGCCGUAAAGGUAUAUUAGUACAGGAAUGUAAAUUGUAUGCUACAAAAACUUAUAUAUGACGGUUUAGUGUAUAAAAGACCAACUUGAUUUAUGUACUGUAACUAUUUGACACAAAUACAUAACUAUUUUGUAUGAAAUUACACAUUAUCAUUUUA